This is a messenger RNA of Zymoseptoria tritici IPO323, 1530 nucleotides long. RefSeq lists its product as uncharacterized. The record is from RefSeq and is a predicted model, not a curated record. Gene Ontology annotation, molecular function: secondary active monocarboxylate transmembrane transporter activity. The transcript is spliced from 5 exons. Gene Ontology annotation, biological process: plasma membrane lactate transport. Gene Ontology annotation, cellular component: plasma membrane. NCBI's taxonomy places the organism in Eukaryota, Fungi, Ascomycota, Dothideomycetes, Mycosphaerellales, Mycosphaerellaceae. Bases 1 to 1530 code for a protein of 509 amino acids.
AUGGGAGCGGGAUGGUUCUAUACACCGAAGCAGAUGCUACACUACUUUGCUACUCGAUUUACGACGCUGAGACCCCCUCGAACCAAGCUGCAAAAUCCGUACGCUGUUCUGCGAACACUCGACCGUCAUGAAUGGUCGAUGUUGUUGGUUGGGUUCGCUGCCUGGACGGUCGAUUCGUUCGAUUAUUUCACAGUUCCUCUGACUGUGACGGAGAUUGCCAAAGAGUUUGGGGAAAUGCCUAGUGCAAUUACUUGGGGCAUAACCAUAACCCUCAUGCUGCGUUCUGUUGGAGCAGUCAUCUCUGGUUGCAUUUGCGACAGAUACGGGAGGAAGUGGAUCAUGAUCGGAAAUCUCGCUCUGAUCGUCAUCGUGGAGAUGUGCUCCGGAUUCUGCAAUAAUCUGCCUCAAUUCAUCGGAGUUCGAGCUCUCUUUGGUAUCUGCAUGGGUGGACUUAUCGGUGUCGCCACCACCACUGCUCUUGAGGACUUGCCAUAUGAGUCUCGAGGUAUUGCAAGCGGUAUCGUGAACAUUGGAUACCCGGUCGGCUAUCUGCUCGCGACACCAAUGUAUCGUGCUUGGGUUCCAUCACACGGAUGGAGAUCUCUCUUCUGGUUCGCUUCAGGGGCUCCUCUUCUUGUCCUUCUAUGGCGGCUCUACCUGCCGGAGACCAACAGCUUUCAGAUUCUCAAAGCCUCCCGGGAAGACAAACAUACUCGUCAAGAUCAUAAAAGACCCAGCUCGCUCCGUGCAUUUUUGAGCGAGGCGAGCUUCGCUCUCCGCAAAAACUGGGUCUUGUUCAUCUACAUGGUCGUGCUGAUGACUGCCUUCACUGCCCUUUCGCAUGGCGGUGACGAUCUAUAUGCGACUUUCCUCAAACAACAGCGGGGCGCCAGCCCUGAUCGGGUCACCCUCACGAUCUGCAUUGGACAGAUCGGCGCCAUCAUAGGAAGUCUUAUCUUUGGCUGGAUCUCAAGCUUUAUUGGCCGACGUCUGACAGUUAUUGUGACUUGUUUGUCCGGUGGUGCACUCGUGGCGCCUUAUGUGUUGGUCAGGGGCGACAAAUUGAUCGCCGUCACGUUCUUCCAACGUUUCUUCAACGGCGCGGUCUGGGCACCGAUGGCAGUACACCUGAUCGAGUUGUCACCACCACAAGUGCGAGCAUUCUUUUACGGAGUUACCUAUCAGUUGGGGAAUCUUGCCAGCGCCGCGAGUUCCACCAUUGAAGCGACGAUCGGUGAAGAGUUCCCUCUUCCGCCGUCAGCAACCGGCACGAAGAGAUACGACUAUGGCAAAGUCAUAGGCAUUUUCAUGGGCGCAGCGUGUGGCCUCAUCGUGAUAUUGAUUCUACUGGGUCCCGAAAUGACGCAAGAGGAACGAGACGAAGAAGCACUACUCGUCCACGAAUCUGAAGAGAUGCGAGCCAAUGGUCGAAGUCUGGCGGAAAUCGGUCGGAGCAGAACAGAGGCUGGGGAGAAAGACUCGUCGAGCGGCGACGUGGAAGAUGCAACGGAGAAGCGAGCUUAUGUCUGA